AUGCCUGAUCGGUCCUCCCAAGCAAAGGGCCGGCCGCUGCGCCGUGUGCUGCCGGCUCCCGCCCAGCAAGGCCCGGCGACAGCGGCUCCCGCUCCUCUGGCAUCGUCGUCGUCGUCGUCGUCGUCGAGGAAGAACCUGACGCCAGCAGCGUGCAACGCGUGCCGCAAGCAAAAGACAAAGUGCUCCGGCGAGCGGCCAAGCUGCUCCCGCUGCGUCCAGCGCCGAACCGAAUGCCUCUACACGACUCAGCCCGGCGAGACAACGUCUCAGGCCCUCAAACGGGGCUACCGGGACCUGCGCCAGCGCACGAGCGUCCACGAGGAGCUGUUUGAGCUGCUGAGGAACCUGCCCGACCGCGAGGCCGAGCACGUCUUCAAGAGAAUCAGAGACGGCGCCGACGUCAACACGAUCCUCAACCUUAUCCGAGCGGGCAACCUGCUGCUGCAGAUGGCCGUUGCGCCCGAGACGCGGUUCCGAUACGAGUUCCCAUAUCGGUCUGAGAUGCCGGACUAUUGCAUUGAGAACAACCCUUACCUGGACUCGAUCAUCUGGGGCGCGGCGUCGUUGUAUGCGCAGGAUAGUAGUAGGCGGCCUAAUGCUGUCGCUGUUGCUGCUUCUUCUUCUUCUUCUUCUUCUUCUGCUGCUGGGCCGGCUGGUGAUUAUGGCACGGAGGGAUAUGAAAGCAUCUACCUGAAGCCGUUCCAUGCGGCUGAGGUCGUUGAUCCCCGGCUGAGUGAUGCCAAGAUCUCGGCUUGGACGUCUGUCACCAGCGACGACGUGCUGAUGCGAGAGCUGCUAAAGGUGUUUCUGCGGUGCGAAUACAUGUUCACAUCGGCAUUCCAAAAGGACUACUUCUUGGACGAUCUCGUAGCCAGACGAGACGAGUUCUGCUCUUCGUUGCUCGUCAACAUUAUCCUCGCUUAUGCUUGCGUCUGCUCUCCACAACUUUCAAACCGCGCCGAGUACUGGAACCCCGAAACGCUCGUGUAUCGCUUCCUGGCCGAAGCGAAGCGCAUCUGGGAGCUGGAAUCGGGCCAACCACACAUCGCCACGAUACAAGCCGGGAUACUCUUCAGCGUCUUCCACAACCUCUGCGGACUAGAUGAGAUUGGCCAGCCUUAUCGGCUUCAGGCCAUAGAGCUGGCCCGAGAGAUGCGUCUUUUCGAUAGCACCGUGGGUGGGCGCAGCGACAAGAUGAAGAAGUGCAUGGCGUUUCUAGCAUGGACCCUGUUUGACUGGGAAUCACUCGUCAGUUUCUCCUUUGUGUUUUCUCCGUUAAUCAAAGAGCCACCAACUUGGAAGCUGCCGGAUCCCUCGAAAGACCCCAGUUUCUACGGAGAGGUUUGGCUCAAGUAUCCCCUGGGCAAGAACCUUUCGCCGUCGUAUUUUGGCCAAAUCUUUCGCGCAAAGUCUCAGUUCCGGCUCAUCAUGCACGACUUUGCCAUGGCAGCGUAUACGGAGGGCUCGCAGGUGACGGUCGACAAAGCGUACGAGCUCCACCAGAGACUGCUGCGCUGCACUUAUUAUCACUUCCUAAUCAUCACCAUCUUCGAACCCCUUCUCGACACAGAAACCGACCGAGAACCCUCCCCCAAGGAGAUCGUGGGCGAGUCCAAACGCCAGACCCAGACCCUCAUCCGCCUCUACUACCUCCGCCACGGCUACGACGCCAUGGACCUCUUCCUCGUUGUCCCUCUCAUGAUGGCCGCCUCCGAUUGCCUCGAGGCCAUUGACCGGGGCACCACCGGCCGGGACCUCGAAGUCCUGCGCUCCACGCUCAUCCUAGUCGCAAAGGGACUCUACAACCAGCGCCGCAACCACUACCUGGCUGAGGCGCUGUUCCGGGUCAUUCGGGGCCGCAUGCGGCCGUCGGAAGUCGCACUGUUGAAGGACACGAUGAGCCUUGACGAGCGGGAGUGGGAUGAGAGGCGGGACAUGGUGCAGGCUGUGAGGAGUCAGUGGCCGAUGGAGUUGAAUCAGCCCAUGAUUGGCUUGAUUUGCGAGUUAUUUGGUUAG
Messenger RNA from Trichoderma reesei QM6a, 2016 nucleotides. RefSeq names its product N-terminal fungal transcription regulatory domain-containing protein. Gene Ontology annotation, biological process: DNA-templated transcription; regulation of DNA-templated transcription. NCBI's taxonomy places the organism in Eukaryota, Fungi, Ascomycota, Sordariomycetes, Hypocreales, Hypocreaceae. The transcript has 6 exons. The coding region runs from base 1 to 2016 and encodes 671 amino acids. Gene Ontology annotation, molecular function: DNA-binding transcription factor activity, RNA polymerase II-specific; zinc ion binding; DNA binding. The record is from RefSeq and is a predicted model, not a curated record.